This is a messenger RNA of Hansenula anomala, 1668 nucleotides long. RefSeq lists its product as uncharacterized. Bases 1 to 1668 code for a protein of 555 amino acids. The record is from RefSeq and is a predicted model, not a curated record. Gene Ontology annotation, molecular function: transmembrane transporter activity. The transcript has a single exon. Gene Ontology annotation, biological process: transmembrane transport. NCBI's taxonomy places the organism in Eukaryota, Fungi, Ascomycota, Saccharomycetes, Phaffomycetales, Wickerhamomycetaceae. Gene Ontology annotation, cellular component: membrane.
AUGGGUAGCAAGAAUACACCUGUUAGCAGGGUUGUUGAAUAUGAUGUUCAAGGUGAUAUCGAGACAAACAAAUCGAAUCGAGUAGUGGAGGACAUUGAAUCAUUAUCAUCAACUAUAACCAAUACUGAUGAUGAUAAAAAUCCUUUCAAGAACCCUGAAAUUGCAAAGUAUUGGUCUGGUGUCUAUGAGAAAGCUCAAUAUGAAUGCCGUCACCUUUUUGAUCCUCAUUUCACUUGGACAAAAGCUGAAGAACGCAAAUUAGUCUGGAAGUUAGAGUAUAGAGUUACAUUGUUAGCUUGUUUUAUGUUUGUUGGUUUACAAAUUGAUAGGGGUAAUCUGGCUCAAGCUGUUUCUGAUAAUAUGUUGAAUGAUUUAGGUUUAACUACAAAAGAAUUCAAUAAUGGUAAUACUAUUUCAAGAAUUUGCUUUUUAGUUGCUGAAUUACCUUCUGGAAUUAUAAGUAAAGCUAUUGGUCCUGAUCUUUGGUUACCAAUUCAAAUGAUCAUAUGGUCUAUUGUUGCUGCUUCACAAGCUGCAUUGAGUGGGAAAAAAUCAUUCUACACCACUAGAGCAUUGAUUGCCCUUUUGGAAGGGGGUUUCAUCCCAGAUAUGGUGCUUUGGCUCUCUUAUUUCUUCACCUCUAGUGAGUUAUCUACAAGAUUGGCUUAUUUUUGGACCUCCUUGUCCUUAUGUGACAUAUUCACCGCCCUAUUGGCGUUUGCUUUGCUGAGAAUGAGAGGUGUUUCAGGACUAGCAGGUUGGAGAUGGUUAUUUCUUAUCGAAGGUUUAUUCACUUUAUUGAUUGGUAUCCUUUCUUAUUUUUUAAUGGUCCCUUCAGCUGUUCAAACUAAAAGACCGUGGAACAAAAAAGGUUGGUUUAGUGAUCGGGAAGAGAAGAUAGUUGUCAAUAGAGUUUUAAGAGAUGACCCUUCUAAAGGUGAUAUGCAUAAUAGACAAGCAUUAACGUUGAAUACAUUAUGGAAAUCAAUUACUGAUUUUGACUUGUGGCCCAUUUAUUUGAUUGGUUUACUGGCAUUUAUUCCUCAGGGCACUGUAAACAGUUAUUUGACUUUAACUUUGAAAGGAAUGGGAUUCAGUACUUUUGAUACAAAUUUGAUGACUAUCCCUGCAAGUUUCCUACAUAUCAUUACAUUGUUAACAAUCACCAAGCUAUCAGAGGUAUUCAAACAUAAAAGUUACAUUAUAUUAAUAAACCCGGUUUGGACCAUCCCUUGUUUAGCUGCUUUGAGAUGGUGGAAUGGAACAUUCAAUAAUAAAUGGGGUACAUGGAUAUUGGUUACGGUACUUUUAUCAGUUCCUUAUAUUCAUGCUAUUAAUGUUUCAUGGUGUUCAAGAAAUUCAAAUUCUAUUAGAACUAGAGCAGUAUCUGCUUGUUUAUAUAAUAUGUUUGUUCAAUUGGGUGGUGUUUGCUCUUCUCAAAUUUAUCAACCAUCUGAUAAGCCUUAUUAUCACAAGGGUAAUCAAAAGUUGUUAGCCAUAUCUUUAGCAACUUUGGUUUUGAUGUUGGGUACAAAGAUUUAUUACGUCGCUAGAAAUCGUUACAAGUCAAAGAAAUGGGACAAUCUCACAGAUGAACAAAAAGCCAGUUAUAUACAUACUACAAAGGAUGAAGGAACAAGAAGAUUAGAUUUCAGAUUUGCCCAUUAG